CAUAUCUCGAUCGUAGCAUUUUGUUACUAAAAUUCCGCCGGAUCAGCGGAUCUUCGCCUGGAAGCAGCUUGAAGACGGCCGGACCCUUUCCGAAUACAACAUUCAAAAAGAUAAAAAUUAGAUCGGGUUUGGCUUCUAGACUUCUCGAGCUAUGCUCAAUAUGUGUUCGAAGAAUUGCCUCACAGAGUAACAGAGAUGUAUGGUCCAGGAAAUCAGCAAUGGCAUCUUAAGGCAGAAGUUUGUUCGGGGUAUUUUUGCCAAAUUCACAAAACGAGUGAUGCCCUGAGGAGGAUAGUGGUGGCUUGGAUGGGUAUGGAGGAAGCAGUGUUCAAAGGUCCCGGUGUUCCUGUCAGCUUCUUUUGUAAGCUAAUCUCCUGUGCUCUAUACGCUUUUCUUAUCGGGGGCUACGCUUUUCUCUUCGAUUUUAUCAACAGGGACUUCGGACGAACAAGGUGGGAGACAAUAACGCCGGCUAACCUUCAACCCUAGCCUGGCUGGAUUCUGGCGGCACGGAGGGGCUUUGACCGGAAAUUACAGUGCAUCGAUUGGUCUGCGAUGAAUGAGAAGUCAACGAGCUCAACCAGCUCCGGCCAAAUACUCUAACGGUAGAAGCCAGAUUUCAUCUCAAUCUCCUAAAAGCAUGAAAAAGAUCCGGCUAAAGCAUGGGUGUAUGGUAUAUAGACAAGACGGCUUAGGCCAGAGUAAUCUUCACUUUUCUCAUUUAAUCCAUCACACGGACGAUAUUAGAAGCGAAAUUGGUUGAAAAUGCUAUUUGGAAGGAAGAGUUGCAUCAGUUGCUGGUCUAAAAUUAGUUCUAGGAUGAUUUGGCUAUUCUUUUAUAGGGCGGCAGAGAGCUUAUUCAAGUCCAAAGGACUAUUUUUGGUCUUUGGUCCUCUCUCUGCAAACUGGGCGACGAAAACCUUUGCCAGCCAAGGGUUUCAAAAGUAGCCAGGACGACAACAAUUGGAUUUCACUGGGGCGAAGAAGGGAUGAAAUUGAGAUGAAUACUUCACUUGAUUCAUCAGUUUGUGUGUUGAGGCAUAUGGAAGGACUAUGUGAUAUUCAUGUUGAGAAACUUUCUGGUGCAAUCCAAGAAAAAUAGGAAGAGGCUUGGGUCUUUUUAAUUACUAUCUCUUUUGAUAGCUUUCCCUCCUGUUGAAAUGAGUUGAUUUCAGUUUUACUAAGACACUUAUUAAAAAAUAUUCUCUAUCUUAUGUGCACUAUGGGGUAAUAUCUUUAACCAUGUAAUGAUUGUCAAUUGGGGGAAUACAAUAGUCAUAAAUUUAUUCUUUGCUUCUAUUAAGAUAAUAGUUUGAAGUUCACAGACUCAGUGUUUAGCUACUUAAUUUUCAAUUUAAAAUUCCCUUCCUCUUUCUCAAUUUAAAAUUUGCAUUAUAUGCAUGUUUCCAUCUUUCUUUUUUUUUUUGUAAAUUUUUUUACGAUCUUCAAAAGAAACUUAGAUUUUUUUAAGCAUAUUUGGAUUAGUGGUAGAAUAAUUGUUACUAAUUGAAAAUUUAAUUUCCUUGAGGUGAGGUUUUAUGUGUUUUCAAGAUCUAAGAUCAUCUAUAUAUGUUUGUUGAAGUUUCUGUACUUUGGAAAUGCCUAAAAAAAAUUUUAAUACUCCGUGUGUUGGAUUCUUUUUAGGCGAGAGAGAGAUGAGUUUGAUCUAUUCUCAAAGUUGACAAUGGUGAAGUCGGACGGCUAAUAACAAAAGAGAUUAGUAUCUGGAGAAUAGAGUAUCAGGAUAGGAUCAAAACGAUAACUUUGUCCAUAGACGAUUUAAUUCAUGUAAUCAAAAAACUACAGACGACGAGAUAACACCAUUUUCUUCUUUUUAUUUUAAGUUAUUUAUAUUUAAAUAAUGCUUAUAAGAUUUU
Cuscuta campestris is the source of this 1877-nucleotide messenger RNA. The record is from the annotation of a GenBank genome assembly. Lineage: Eukaryota; Viridiplantae; Streptophyta; Magnoliopsida; Solanales; Convolvulaceae.